AUUGCACUCUCCGUGACGAAUCUGUGGCCACGCCGCCCGUCCCGCCACCGGGAAACCCAUCUCCACCGCAUCGGCCCGCUUGCUCUUGCUCGGCAUCCUCGGCCGGUCUUGCUCUCGGACAGGGUUUCGCCGCGUACACCUAGCCAUGGCCGCCUCGCUGCCACGCCUCUCCCUCCCGCCGACGGCCGCUCUCCCUGCCGUCGCCUCCUCUCGCUACCGCCCCGACCUCGCCCCCGUCCCCAGCCGCCGCCGCCGCCUCGGCCUCCGUCUCCACCGCUCGCCGCUGGCACCUGCAGCUGCCGCGAGCUCGCCGUCCAUUCCGUCUUCUUCACCGGAACCAGGGUCGGGUAUCGGUGAUGCCCUCGGUGGCGUCGCCAUCUUCUCCGCGGCCACCGGCGAGCCCGUCCUGAUCAGGGAUCUGUGGGACCAGAACGAGGGAAUGGCUGUGGUCGCGUUGCUAAGGCAUUUCGGAUGUCCUUGCUGCUGGGAGUUGGCCUUGACGUUGAAAGACGCGAAAGAAAGAUUUGAUUCUGCUGGCGUCAAACUAAUUGCUGUUGGUGUUGGCACUCCUGAUAAAGCCCGUAUACUUGCUGAGCGUUUGCCCUUUCCAUUGGAUUACCUCUACGCAGAUCCUGAGCGCAAGGCUUAUGAUCUCUUGGGCCUAUAUUUUGGUGUUGGUCGCACAUUCUUCAACCCAGCCAGUGUGAAAGUGUUUUCUCGGUUUGAUUCCCUCAAGGAGGCAACAAAGAACUAUACAAUCGAAGCCACCCCAGAUGACAGGCCAAGUGUCCUGCAACAGGGUGGAAUGUUCGUGUUCAAAGGGAAAGAACUGUUAUAUGCGUGGAAGGACGAGGGCACAGGUGAUCAUGCACCAUUAGAUGAUGUCCUGAGCAUCUGCUGUAAAGUUCCAGUAGCCUGAUGUUGAGUCCUAUGAACGGGGUCCGUUCUUACUGCAUAACCGUACUGCGCAGGUGCUUCUCGUACAGACAUUUCAUAAGCUUGGUGGUAUCAGAUGACUUUCGAAAUACUGGAUCCUGAUAUAAAGGUAGCGUCCCCUGCAUGUGUAUGUAUUAAUAUUUUUGACAAACUUUCUAACACCUUGUUAAUUAUAGGAGCUUAGCAGGGUUGGUUUUUGGUAGAUAUAUGUAACUGAUCAUGAACACUGCACAGUGCUCUAAAAUAUAGCGAUACGUUAUCUUC
Molecule: messenger RNA, 1200 nt
Organism: Triticum aestivum (bread wheat)
Lineage: Eukaryota; Viridiplantae; Streptophyta; Magnoliopsida; Poales; Poaceae
Product: prostamide/prostaglandin F synthase
Exons: 8
Coding region: 146-919 (257 amino acids)
Cellular component (GO): chloroplast
Source: RefSeq, a predicted model, not a curated record